CCAGGCCCGCCACGAUGGGCUUAUACUCUUCAUACUACAGCUUUGGGCUGCCCACGUUUCUCUCGGUGGUCAUCGCGCUCUACCUGCUCUUCACUGGCUCCGGAGAGGCAUUCAAUGUUGGCCAGUUUCUCGAAGAGACGAGUCCGUAUGCGUGGGCGUCGACAGGAAUUGGUCUCUGCAUAGGCCUCAGCGUGUUGGGCGCAGGAUGGGGCAUCUUCAUUACGGGUGCUUCUAUACUUGGUGGAGGAGUGAGGGCGCCGCGCAUCAGGACCAAGAACUUGAUCAGCAUCAUCUUCUGCGAGGUCGUCGCCAUCUACGGCGUGAUCAUCGGAAUUGUGUAUUCUUCAAGAAUAGCCCCGGUUGCGGACCACCUCCUAUACACGCGGGAGAAUUACUUCACAGGCUUCGCGCUCUUCUGGGGCGGCCUGACUGUAGGCGCGUGCAAUCUGCUCUGCGGUAUCUCCGUAGGCAUUGCAGGCUCGACUGCUGCCCUCGCGGACGCGGCCGACCCGGACCUGUUCGUCAAGAUUCUCAUUGUGGAGGUGUUCGGCAGUAUCAUGGGUCUCUUCGGUCUCAUUGUGGGGCUAUUGAUGAUCGCACAAGCAAACGAAUUUGCUGCGGCAGCAGCGCCUGCCGUCGUUUCGCCCUUCGUACACUAAACUGCGGCGUGGUAAUACGUGUUCAUGUUGUUAAUCAUACCCUCGUCUGCCGAGUCAUAUCUGACAGGACGAAAGGCGACGACCUUAACUACC
Messenger RNA from Trametes versicolor FP-101664 SS1, 752 nucleotides. Its product is annotated as H(+)-transporting V0 sector ATPase subunit c''. Gene Ontology annotation, biological process: proton transmembrane transport. Lineage: Eukaryota; Fungi; Basidiomycota; Agaricomycetes; Polyporales; Polyporaceae. The coding region runs from base 15 to 659 and encodes 214 amino acids. Gene Ontology annotation, molecular function: proton-transporting ATPase activity, rotational mechanism. The record is from RefSeq and is a predicted model, not a curated record. The transcript has 7 exons. Gene Ontology annotation, cellular component: proton-transporting V-type ATPase, V0 domain.